Molecule: messenger RNA, 4511 nt
Organism: Xylona heveae TC161
Lineage: Eukaryota; Fungi; Ascomycota; Xylonomycetes; Xylonales; Xylonaceae
Exons: 5
Coding region: 101-4237 (1378 amino acids)
Biological process (GO): mRNA export from nucleus
Cellular component (GO): cytoplasm; nucleus; transcription export complex 2
Source: RefSeq, a predicted model, not a curated record
UUAGUUCACUGAGAGAUGUUCUAUAGUGACCUUUGCCGACGUCAUUACGUAGCUUAAAAAAGAACGGGAAAGGGAACGGCGAGAUGCUAUCGCAAAGGGCAUGCUGGCAGAUCCGACUAAAGCUAUGUCGCUGGCCGAUGCUAUUACCCCUGUUGGCACUUGUCAGGAUAUGUGUGCUGAAUUCGAGCGGGUGGAGCGGAUUGUACAGAAUGAGGUGAAAGGCCCAGAAAAGAUUACUGCUGGGGCUACAAAUCGUUUAGUGCCUUGUGAAGACCUGAUGGUUAAGAAAUUUCGCCGAUCCGCGGCUGGACAUGACGAGCAGCUACCCUCGGAUAUUCGUCCUCCACACGUACUGAAGAAAACCUUGGAUUACCUUUUUCAUGAUGUGGUCGGCAAUUGCGAACGAUUAGGAGACGUUCACCAUUUUGUCUGGGAUAGAACAAGGGCCGUCCGAAACGACUUUUCAAUCCAACAGCUCACCAAGGCUCCAGAUGUUAGGAUUGCUAUCGAGUGUUAUGAGCGCAUCGCCAGAUUCCAUAUACUCUCACUUCACCAUCUAUCUAUCCCUGGAAAUGCCUAUGCAGAAUACACAAACCACCAAGAACAAGAGCAGCUAGACAAAACGCUUCUUUCAUUAAUGUACUAUUACGACGAUAGCCGAGGCAUAUUGGAAUCCCCCAAUGAGGCCGAAUUUCGAGCGUAUUGUAUCAUAUUUCAGAUCCGUGAGCGUUGCCCGGAUACCGAGGAACGCGCUCAGCGCUGGCCGAAGGAGAUAUUUUGGGAUCCGCGUGUUCAAAGAGCGCUGAAAAUAUAUGCUGCUGCUACUAGUGUCGUCGAAGAGCAGGGCCCUCUCCAACCUUACACAGGGUACUCAGUUGCGCAAGGGAAUUAUGGUCGAUUUUGGUCAACCGUGGGUUCCCAAGAGAUCUCUUAUUUGAUGGCUUGCGUCGCCGAGAUCUACUUCAAUCACGUUCGAAAAGCGGCUCUUUCCUCAAUUAUGAGGGCCUAUAAGCAAGGGGGGCAUGCAAAGACCGAAGACUGGACACUGAACGACCUAGUGCCUGUCCUUGGGUUCGAUGAUGAUGAUGAAGUUAGAAUAUUCUGCGAGGCCUACGGCCUGACGAUCUCAGAACGGGCUGAUAACGAAGAAUAUCUUGAGAUUGGUCCGAAUUCUGGGCGGGACCUCCUUGACCCAAACCCCCCACCGAAACAAUUCUUCUCUCGUAGUUUGGUUGAGAAGAAGAGAUACGGACGGACCUUAUCAUCAGUGAUUAAUGGAAUGACUGCGAUUGCCGCCGAACAGGCUGGCAUGAUUGAUGAGGCUGCCGUAGUUGGCGAUGAAACGAUGUCUCCGAACAAGAAUGACUCUCUCUUUGUAACCGAAGAUUCUGAAGAUGAAGAACCAUUGGAUGCAGACGCGAGCGAUCAGCUGGAUGCUGGGACAGAAGCAUCAGUUAUGUCUUCUGCGCUCAAUCCGUUCGCAGUUUCAUUCAAGCCAACGGAGCCGGUUGCAAACCUGGCUCGUUCAUCGGCAGGAGAUCACUCGUCUGAGAUUACCUCACCUUUGUCGAAUCCUCUCUCUGCUCCCCAUUCCAGUGCUAUUUCUAGCAACCCUUUUGGUUCAACGCCAACCGCCAAAUCUUCAACUUCGCCAUUGAAUUUCUCUUCCCCUGCAGUUUCGGACCCACUGAAUAAAGCAAAAGCACCGUCUCCUUUAAGUAAUCCUUUCCAGCCGAUGCAGACUUGGCAACCUUCAGUACCUAAGUCUCCAUCUGGUUCGAUCAAUCCAUUCGCUGCUGGCUUCAGUUCCGUACCCGCGCCAAGGCCGUUUGCGGGCGCCUUGUUUGGGAAACUAGAUACCUCACAAAUAACAACAGCCACUCAACAGCCGCCGUCUCUUGAUACAACGUCCGAGGGAAAUGGAAGGCAGGUACCAAGCGAGCCCUCUAGCUCCAAAACGACUUCUUAUCCGACUCCUUUUACCUCUGGAUUGUCAACAGCAGCGCCAACGGCACCGGUUGCAUCACCAUCAUCAAUCUUCGACCCCCACAGACCCCAAGUAAAGUCCAGUUCGACGCCAUUGGCAAUUUCCCAAACCGCAGAGGUUUCAAACACACCAGCGUUCCAAGACCAGCCUCCUUCGCCUUUUAAGACUUCCACUUCGCCAAGUUUUGUGGUAGCAUCCGAAAAGCGCCAGCAUUCAUCCCCCCUUAGCACUUCACGCCCGCCUCUCACAGAGCGUUCUUAUCAUUCAACACUCUUCCAAUCUAACUGCCAAUCGAAUGAUAUUGACGAUGCCUCGCCUGGGAGCCCUGCUUCGAUCAAAGAAUUGGAUCCUCUAAACAAGCACGUGGCCCCUACGGAAUCCCAAUAUGUCAGAAGAAGGACGGAGAAUGGUCCGCAGAAGCCUAGCAGACCUGAUGUCGGACUUGCAGUUGGAUCUACAGAGCGAAACCCCGACCAGGGUGGUCAUGACCUCAGCAGAAAAGCAGUAAUGGAUAAGACGCUCGACCAGAUCGCCUCAUCUCUGUUUUUAGAAUCAUAUGGAUUGCUUGAACAAUUGGUGGAGCAUACCAUUGGACCAAUAAUACGCCAGGCUCAAGCGCAUAUGAAAAAUGAAGCAGUGAUGAACGAAGCAGACGCGUUCCGUCGAAAUAUUGUCGCUCGCCGUUACGUCAAGCGUUGGAGGGAGAUCUGCUGGAAACUACGACUCUUACGCAAAAGCAAAGAGAGACGACAAAGGUUUGCAGAAGAUGCAAAGUUGGUCGCGCGCGAAAAGAGACGUCGAAGCGAGACGCCAGACAACGUGAUAUCUCUUCUACAAAAACCUCUCGUGGCCGAAACUCCGAGCCGUUCACUGCAGAAAUCCACAGUCGACCUUCUUUCUCAAAAAUCAACGCGACCUUUGACGUAUGAUCUGACAAAGCAGAAGGGCUCACUGGAGUCGAAAUCAAGCCAACAUCCCGUGACCCGCCCACGCGCUCAUCUAUCACCAACAACCUCAGCUUCAGGCGUCGAAUUUUCCCCAGAACGGAUCUCAGUACUGGGACACCGCGGCCGCCGCUCCACCAUUAGCAGCAUCAGCUCCACAAAUGCUCCAUUGUUGAGAUCUUUUGCUGGAAUACGCAAAGAAAAUACCGCACCGUUCAAUAGAUCAUUACAGAGUCUCUCUUUUUUGUCCGGCGAUUCAUUACUGAGUAGCUCCGUUAUUGCCAGAGCCCGAAAGCUUGUUCCUGAGAACAGACCCGCAAAGCAAGACACAACCCAAGCUCCAUACUUCAAAAUGAAAGCGCUAGGCUUGGAUCCAAAUGUUACCCUUUCAACUUCGCAGUCUCCGUCUCGAUUAUCUUCUCCGCUAUCGUUUUCACAGCAAUCACCCUCAAACACCCGUUCCGGAGCGAGAGACCAUGAGAAGAGCAUCCCGCAUAUAUCAAAGCCAGCAAUUUUGUCUACUUCCUUCUCUCCAUCAUCGCCGUCCUUCCUGAGAAUGUCGCAGAACACAAGCAAUGGCCCAAGCAAGAAGCGUUCUCGAGAGGACCGUGAGUGCGAGAAUGGCAAGGUUUAUGAGACAGUUGGGAUGGAAGAAGCCAUUGCUGCUGCCAAUGAAACAUUCAAUCCUUGCUCCACUUCAAGUUCGGGGCGAGAUAACGAUCACUCCCCUGCCAAGAGUAGCACAAAUUUGGGCGCCCGGAAAAUGGCCAAGCUGGACUUCUCGGCUCCGAAAAGUACAGGUUCGCUGCCACCAUUUCCAGGACAUGAACGCCAGCAAACCACCGCACUCGAUGACGAAGAUGAGCAACUUUUCGCGCAAAUGCGCGGCGUGCGGGAAGCAAUGGACGAUACUAUUCGCUUUUUCCAAGAAGAAUCUGCGCGAAAUAAACAUGACGCUGCAAGCGUCACUGGACAGGAGACAAAUUACACAUUUCCUGUCUCAGCUACAUUUUCUACGACUCCAAUCGCGAAGACAUUUCAGACUACUCAAGGCACAAAAUUAUCGGCGGAUCCACUCAUUUCUAGCACCCCGCUCGGUGAGGCUGGGGAUCUAUUCUCACGGUUCACUAGACCCGCGAGUGGGAGUGACCUUGCAGAGAGAGAGCCACAAAGCAUUGCUCAACGACAAAGAAAAGGCAAACAACCUCUGCGCGACCCACCUGGUUUUGCGACGGCUGCAACCGAACUACAAAAGCAACAAGAAGAAAAGUCUGGAAUAAGCAUGGAUGAUGCUAUUGAGCUUUGAUGGCCUUUUCUAUUCUUUUUCACGCAAUCAUGCCUUCUUUGGAGCUAGACCCUUGUACCUAGUUUAAAUUUUCCAAUGUUUAUUUCUACUACGUUCUAUCAGCUUUGCUUUGCCAUUCUUAUUCUCAUUCCAUGUCCAUAUUACCCACAGGGCUUAUUUUAUCUCGUCAGGCCCACAUAUAUGUCUCUCAGAGCCUUUUCCCAUCAGCUUCCAAUCAAUAUUUCAAAUGUUUCUUUAUUGCUGAAGUGUACAUUUCUUCUUCUCACUCUUGACU